This is a messenger RNA of Capsella rubella, 1316 nucleotides long. Its product is annotated as thioredoxin-like fold domain-containing protein MRL7L, chloroplastic. Gene Ontology annotation, biological process: regulation of DNA-templated transcription; chloroplast organization. The coding region runs from base 160 to 1206 and encodes 348 amino acids. The record is from RefSeq and is a predicted model, not a curated record. The transcript has 6 exons. Gene Ontology annotation, cellular component: chloroplast stroma. Lineage: Eukaryota; Viridiplantae; Streptophyta; Magnoliopsida; Brassicales; Brassicaceae.
AAGUCUUUUCUUUUUUUCUUUUUUGUUUUGUUUUUGGUUGCCGGGACAGGAAGAAGAAGAAGAAGAAGAAGCAGAGUCAAAUACAGUUUUUCAAAUCGAGUGGCAAAAUUCAAGCUUUUGAUUGUUUCCACCACAACACAACUCAAGUAGUAAGGAGGAAUGAUUCUUCCAUAUUCUACACAUUUCACUUGCCCUGUUCAAGAAAUUGGAUUUAGCACUUGCCCAUUAUUUCCCCAUUUCAAAAGAGAUCGUUUUGACGUUUUUGGUUCGGUGAAAAUUGCCUCCUCCUAUUCGAAGGGGAAUGUUACGAGUUCAAGAAGAAAUGUGAAAGCUUUUGGGUUAGUUGAUAAACUUGGGAAGAAAGUGUGGAGAGAAAAAGAAGAAGAUAGUGACAGUGAAGAUGAGGAAGAUGAAGUGAAAAAAGAUACCUCUGCCGGCAAAAGAUUAGGAAAUGAAGCGAGUCUCGAUGAUCCAGAAGAGAGACGGGAAUGGAGGAAGACGAUAAGAGAGGUGAUGGAUAAGCAUCCCGAUAUCGAAGACGAGGAAGAGAUUGAUAUGGUUGAGAAGAGGAGGAAGAUGCAAAAGCUUCUUGCUGAUUACCCACUUGUUGUGAAUGAAGAGGAUCCCAAUUGGCCUGAGGAUGCUGAGGGUUGGGGAUUCAGUUUCAACCAGUUCUUUAAUAAGAUAACCAUUAAGAAUGAAAAGAAGGAGGAUGAUGAUGAUGACGACGAUGAUCAAGGAGAGGAUAGUGAGAAGGAGAUUGUUUGGCAAGAUGAUAACUAUAUACGCCCGAUUAAAGAUCUCACAACUGCAGAAUGGGAGGAGACGGUGUUCAAAGAUAUCAGUCCUCUCAUGGUUCUUGUUCACAACCGCUACAAAAGGCCAAAGGAAAACGAAAAAUUCAGGGAAGAACUAGAGAAAGCGAUUCAGAUGAUAUGGAACUGUGGACUUCCUUCACCGAGAUGUGUUGCUGUUGAUGCUGUGGUUGAGACAGAUUUAGUCUCUGCUCUGCAAGUAUCUGUGUUCCCAGAGAUCAUCUUCACUAAAGCUGGAAAGAUACUAUACCGUGAGAAAGGCAUUAGAACAGCAGAUGAGCUUUCUAAAAUUAUGGCCUUCUUCUAUUAUGGAGCUGCAAAACCACCUUGUUUGAAUGUUGUGGAUAAUUCGCAAGAACAGAUUCCUUUGGUCGAUGUAAGUGUCAAUUAAGCAUGAGCCUUUGUGAACUUAUGUAAAGUAGUUUCUUCUCUAGUAUGAAGAAAAUGUAUGAACUGAAGAAGGAAUCAAUCUUUUGAAUGUGAAAUGUAUGUUUUUUUUCU